Messenger RNA from Peromyscus maniculatus bairdii (prairie deer mouse), 2203 nucleotides. The record is from RefSeq and is a predicted model, not a curated record. NCBI's taxonomy places the organism in Eukaryota, Metazoa, Chordata, Mammalia, Rodentia, Cricetidae.
AUGACCUUCACCUUCACAGCCCUGCUCUGUCUGGGACUGACUCUGGGCCUCAGGACCCCAGUGCUGGCAGGGACCCUCCCUAAACCUAUCCUCACAGUACAGCCAGACUCUGUGGUCCACAAGCAGACUACAGUGUCCUUCUUUUGUGAGGGGACCACAGGAGCCAAAGCAUACAGACUCUACAAAGAGGAAAUCCAAACACUAAAGCCCCUAGAGUUUCUACAAAAUCCUAAGGACAAGGCUGAAUUCUCAAUCUCAAAAACAGACCACAAACAUGCAGGACGAUAUCGUUGUCAAUAUCAAAUCCAUAAUGAAUGGUGGUCAGAGUUCAGUGACUCCCUGGAGCUGGUGGUGACAGGAGUCUACAGUAAACCCAGCCUGUCAUCCCAGCUCAGCCCUGUGGUGACUGAAGGAAGGAAUGUCACCCUCAGGUGUGUCUCAGGGCAGCAAUAUGACAGGUUUGUUAUGAUGAAGGAAGGACCUCAGAAGCUCUCCUGGAUGUUGGACUCACAGUAUAACCGCUAUAUUAGACAGUUCCAGGCCCUGUUCUCUGUGGGCCCUGUGACCUCCAGACAAAGGUGGACAUUCAGAUGCUACAGCUUCAACAGGAACAGACCACAGGAGUGGUCAGAACCUAGUGACCCCCUGGAGCUCCUGGUCUCAGGGACCCUCCACAAACCCACCAUCAAGGCUGAGCCAGGCUCUGUGAUCACUUACAGAAGCCCCAUGACCAUCUGGUGUCAGGGGAGCCUGGAUGCAGAAAUAUGUUUUCUGCAUAAAGAGGGAAGACAGAAACCCUUGGACACACAGACCCUAGAGAAGCCUGAGAACAAGGCCAAGUUCUCCAUCCCUUCUGUGACACAGCAACAUGGGGGACAAUAUCGCUGUUACUGUUACAGCUCAGGUGGCUGGUCAGAGCCCAGUGACACCCUGGAAAUGGUGGUGACAGGAAUCUACAACAAUAAAUCCAGCCUGACAGCCCUGCCCAGCCCUGUGGUGACCUCAGGAGGGAACAUGACUCUCAAGUGUGUCUCCUGGGAGGGAUAUGACAAGUUCAUUCUCACCAAGGAUGACCAGAAGUUCCUCAGCUCCAUGAACUCACAGUUCAUACACAGUAUUAUGCAGUACCAAGCCUUGUUCUCUAUAGAUCAUGUAACACCAGACCACAGAGGGACAUUCAGAUGCUACGGUUACUACAAGCAUGCCCCACACUGGUGGUCAGUACCCAGUGGACCCCUGGAAAUACACAUCUCAGGUCUGUCCAAGAAGCCCUCCUUGCUGACUCACCAAGGCCAGAUCCUGGACCCUGGGAAAAACCUCACCCUGCAGUGUGGUUCUGACAUCAACUAUGACAGAUUUGCUCUGUAUAAGUUAGGGGGAGCUGACCUCACACAGCAUGAGGGCCAGUGGACCCAGACUGGCCUCUCCUUGGCCAACUUCACACUGGGCCCUGUGAGCAGCUCUACUACAGGCCAAUACAGAUGCUAUGGUACACACAACCUCUCCUCUGAGUGGUCAGCCUCCAGUGACCCCCUGGAUAUCCUGAUCACAGGACAGCUUCCCUUCAGUCCUUCCCUCUCAGUGAAGCCUAACUCCACAGUACACUCUGGAGACAACGUGACCCUGCUGUGUCAGUCACCAUACAAAGUGGACACUUUCAUUCUGUCCAAGGAGGGAGCAGCCCAACAACCCCAGCGACUAAAAUCAAUGUUUCAAAUCUGGGAGUUCCAGGCAGAAUUCUCCGUGAGUGCUGUGACCUCUGACCUCUCAGGCACCUACAGGUGCUAUGGAUCUCAGGACCCAUCUCCUUACCUGUUGUCAUAUGCCAGUGACCCUGUGGAACUCAUUGUCUCAGGAUCCAUUGGAGUAUCCAGCCUGUCACCCUCAAGGCCCAUGCCAACAGAUGCCUCAGAGAACCAGGAUCACACAGUGGAGAAUCUCAUCAGGAUGGGGAUGGCUGUCAUGAUCAUCAUAGUCAUUGGGAUUCUGGUCUUUGAGGGUUGGGGCAACCAGAGACAGAUCCACCAUGCAGCUGAGAGGUAAUCAGAAGAGAAAGAAGUAAAUCUUUCAAGGUUCCAGAAUCUGAGAAAUAAUUCUGAUGAUUCAAGCUUUUUGUAAGAAAAUCCAUUUCUUAUGUGAGAGAAUUGUCCAGGAAGCAAAUGUGAUUUGGAUGAAGAGGAAGAUGUGAGUAUUGUGGUGAGAU